Messenger RNA from Morus notabilis, 1972 nucleotides. Its product is annotated as ribosomal RNA processing protein 1 homolog B. Bases 261 to 1877 code for a protein of 538 amino acids. NCBI's taxonomy places the organism in Eukaryota, Viridiplantae, Streptophyta, Magnoliopsida, Rosales, Moraceae. Gene Ontology annotation, biological process: rRNA processing. The record is from RefSeq and is a predicted model, not a curated record. Gene Ontology annotation, cellular component: preribosome, small subunit precursor; preribosome, large subunit precursor; nucleus. The transcript has a single exon.
AUAGGGACUCAAUUGCAAAAGAUACUCGCCCACCCUCCUCUCCCCCGUUGCGUUUCUUCCCCGUCCCAAACACACACGCAUCCCCUUCUUAUUAGGGUUUCAUCGCACUCGAGGGAUUCUCUUUCCCUUUCACCGCUCUUUUCUCACACCCAACCCAUGUUCUAGGGCUCCACAGACCUUCGUUCCCAAAACCCAUUUCACAAUUUCCUCUCUGUUCCCUCAAAACCAAACCAAAAUACAAUUCUAACAUUUGGGUUUCCAUGGAAGACGAUAGAUCCGAAGUGGGUCUGUCUCUGAUAAAGCAGCUGGCUUCCUCCAACAAACCCAGCCGUGACAAAACCGUCUCUCUCCUUCUGAAUUCAUGGCUUCCUUCCCAAACCCAAGUCUCCGACGACCUCAUGAAGAAGCUCUGGAAAGGCCUUUUCUACUGUCUAUGGCACGCCGACAAAUUCCCCGCCCAGUCCCACCUCGCCGAUGUUCUCUCUCAUGUUCUCCAUGAUCUUAAUCCUUCCCUCUCGCUCCAUUACUUCUCUGUUUUCCUUCUCACCAUGCGCCGCGAGUGGACGGGCAUCGAUGUUCUCAGGUUAGACAAGUUCUACCUUUUGAUUCGAAGGUUUUUGCAUAAUUUCUUUGCUUUGUUGAAGAAUAAGAACUGGGAUUUGGAGCUUUUGAGCAACUUUGUUGAGGUUUUGGAGAAAUGGGUUUUCUUUGCUGAUGAUAAGUUUAAUGGGAAUGGUGUUAAUUACCACAUUGUUUCGGUUUAUGCUGAGGAGUUGAGGCCUUUUCUUCCUGUUAGAAUGGAGGUUCUUGGUGUUCUGUUUGAUAGUUUUGUUUCGGUUAUGGUGAAGGUGAAUGAUAAAGUUUUGGUGGGGAAGAUUAAGUCCAAUGUGUUUGACAUGUUGGCCAAGAAAGGGAGGGAGCUUUUGGAGGCAAAGAAGUCGGGGGAGGAGGUUGUUGUCGUCGAUUCAGGUAGUGAUGUUUUGCUGCUUGGAUCAGUGGCGUUGACAAUGGGGUUCUCGGCGAAGUUUUUCGAGUUGGGUUCUUCCCCGGAGUGCGUCCAGGGGAAUAGGAAGGUGUUGUUUGGUUUGCACCAGGAGUUUGAGAAGUUGGAAAAGGAUUUUGCUGCUUUGGGGGUGGACAUUUCGAUCCCAGAUGUUGUUGAGAAUGUCGAAGACGAAGUGCCGCAGUUGGUUCCUAUUGUUGCUGAGGAAAUGGCAGCGGGUGAUGUUUCAGAACCGGCUGAGGCCGAAGAUGAUGUUGCUGGGGAUAUUGCUGGGGUGGUGACUUUGAAAAAGUGCGGCGGGAAAAAGAACAAAAAGAAGAAGAAGAACAAGAAGAAGAAUGAGAACAACGAGAAUGAAGUUGCUGCAAAUGGCGAGGAAUUAAUGAAUGAGGACAUUGGUGGUGAGGAUUUAGUGCUGCUUAAUGAGUCUGUGAUAGCAAACCUCCAGCUGCAAUUCGAGAAGAUUGCAGCUGAAGCUGGGUUUGAUGCUGAUUCACCUAAGAGUAGUGCGACGAAUCUGAAGAAAAGAAAAAGGGCAAAAGCUAUGAAUGGGAAGAACCAUCCUCAAGAGGAAGAUGCCAACGGGGGCACGAUAAGUGGGAAGAGUGAGGGGGAGAAGAGUGCGAAGAAGGUCAAAUUUUCGAUGAAAAAUAAUCUGGUUUGGAAACCUCAUAGCCCUUUACCCCCACAAAGUUUGAGGUUGCCUCCCUCGGCUACUCCACGAGGAAGUGCCCUUAAGAAAGGGGUGCCUCCAGGUCCGAUAAGGGAGAUCCCUACCCAACCUAAGAAGGUGAGGAUGAGAGCUGUUUCUGUGAAGAAGGCGAGGAAGAAGGCCGUCAAACGGUUGAAGAAGUUGAAAACACUUUCGACGUAGAAAAUGUGUAACAUUUAAUGGACUAAGAGUUCUACGAGCGUUGGUUCAUGGCUGUCUUAUAUACUCUAAAAAAAUCUACCAUUUUCUGUGCUACA